Messenger RNA from Somion occarium, 469 nucleotides. NCBI's taxonomy places the organism in Eukaryota, Fungi, Basidiomycota, Agaricomycetes, Polyporales, Cerrenaceae. The record is from the annotation of a GenBank genome assembly.
AUGUGGUCAGGCGUUCGAGGACUGCAUGUACUUCAUUCUUGACGAGUUUCCUUUUAUGGAUCUCUUUGUCGCGGCAAUCACCGAUCUGAGUUUUCGGAACGAACAUGUGGUGAACCUUAUUUUCUGUACCGUCCACCGACCAAAAGUCCACUCGAGCACCGUCCUCGCCAGCCUUCUCCUCGUUAAAAUGGAUUCCUCAAAAGCCCCCGUCAAGCUCGCAACUGUCGUCAAGGUCCUCGGCAGAACUGGUUCUCGUGGAGGUGUCACUCAAGUCCGUGUCGAGUUCAUGGACGAUGCCAACCGAACCAUCAUCCGUAACGUGAAGGGCCCCGUUCGUGAGAAGGAUAUUUUGGCUCUCCUGGAGAGUGAGCGUGAGGCUCGUCGUCUCCGGUGAUUUCACCUCAUCUCGUGGUUUCUUUGCAUCGUCGAUCGCUGUCGUCCUAGCCUCACCCAUUUUAUUUCAUUGUAU